AUUGUUUUCACUUCCAGCCCAGGUUUUAUGGAAGCUAUUGUGUCGAAGAACCCAAGGUUUCCUGGCAGGCAGUUUGGACCCCGUCCGUCCAACUGCUCGAUACCCUUCCCCACUGUUGACAGUCGCAGCUCCAUCUGUUGCUACUCACCUCCUUCCUCCUCUCACGCCCUUUGGAUGUGGGACGCCUCUUACGUUUAUCCCCUAACCCCCUCGGAAGCACCAGCACAGAAGAAACCUUGUUCUCCCUGCUCCUUCGGUAGCCCCUGUAACGCGACGUCUCCCUUCUGCAGGACCCGUACCAAAGCUCCUUGCGUCUUGAGAUAGCGCAGCCUUCAGCAUUCUCUCUGUAAGACGUCGCUCCCUUCUACAGGACUACUACUACUACUACUACUACUCUGCGUCCUGAGAUAACAACCUCCUUGAUUGUCUCCUUACCUUAGCUGGACUUUCGUCACAGUAUUAGCAUCGUCCCUUUUCGUGGUAUUAUAUAUUUUUUUGCUCAGCUUCUAUUGCUUUUAAUCCUAGUCACUUGUGGUGAGGAGAAGAGGAGGAAGAAGAAGAAGGAAUUGGAGUUCUGUCAAGGAACGGGAAGAAGGAGAAUUUUGUUGAAGAAGAGAAUAGGUGCCAUUGGAUAAGAAGAGAAAAAUAGACAGUCAAAUUAAUCUAUGAGAGAGAGAAAAAAAUAAAGUGAUUUUAAAAUAUAUUCUUCCAAGAAAUUUUAAAUUUAGCUCUACGUCUCGAAACUAAAAAUACAAUUUUUUAAAGCUAGCUCUACAUCUCAAAAAUUCAAUACAUAAAUAAAUUAGAAAAAGCUAAAUAGAUGAUAAAGAAGUAAAAAAAAGGCUCAAAGGUCUGAACAUCGAAUCAAGAGAGUAAACCAAAAAAAAAUUCAAUACAUAAAUAAAUUAGAAAAAGCUGAAUAGAUAAAGAAAUAUAAAAAGAACAAGUUAAAAAAAAAAAGGUUCAAAGGUCUGAACUUUGAAUCAAGAGACUAAAAUCAUACUGAGAGUGUGUGCAUCCUGAAGAAGACGCAACAACAGCAAAUAAAAAAAAAAUUGCGUGGUUUCUUGUCCUCCCUUGUCGCAAGAGGGACAGAUUAAGCUUUGACCGCUGCCUGGGACCCCCACCCCCCCUCCCAGGGACACAUCAUGACGGCUGUACACUCAGGAGUGAGGAUAACGGGUCCUAUCCCGUCCUUCAACCAGCUGCCCAGGGGUGACCACCUCACCUCUGUGCAAUGGCUUUCCUUAGCCGUCAACCUCCUCGACAUUCACAGCGAGCGAGAGCGUGAGAGGGAGCGAGAACGGCACGGCCGGAGGCAUGACAGGGACUACUCCUCGGAGCGGCGCCACCACCGAGGGCACGGCCGGCGCCGAGUGUCCUCGCGCUCCGCGUCUUCGGACUCUUCCCGACGGCGACGCCCCGCCCACCACCGGAACCGUCGGCACCUGCGUGAAUCGUUUGCAAACAGCCACAGUUCACGGGCAACUUCAGUCGAAGAUGAUGAAGACGGACAUCUCAUUUACCGCAAUGGAGACGUCCUGCAAGAUAGAUAUAAGAUCAUCACUACGCUCGGAGAAGGCACCUUCGGGAAGGUCGUCAAAUGUCGCGAUUUACAGAAUGAUAGGUUCAUAGCACUGAAAAUUAUCAAGAAUGUCGAAAAAUAUCGCGAGGCUGCAAAGCUAGAAAUAAAUGUCUUGGAGAAGUUGGCUGAAAAGGAUCCCUUCAACAAACAUUUGUGCGUUAGAAUGCUAAGCUGGUUUGAUUACCAUGGGCAUGUGUGCAUCGCCUUUGACUUGCUAGGUCUAAGUGUAUUUGACUUUUUGAAGGACAACAAUUACCGUCCGUACGCGUUGGAUCAAGUUCGACACAUUUCAUAUCAGUUAUGUUACGCAGUCAAGUUCCUACAUGAUAACAAACUAACUCACACUGAUCUCAAGCCCGAAAAUAUUCUCUUUGUAGACUCCGAUUACGACCUAACAUAUGAUCCAAAGAAGAAACGAGACAUCAGAACGGUGAAGAGGACGGACAUACAACUCAUUGACUUCGGUAGUGCUACAUUUGAUCAUGAGCAUCAUAGUACAAUUGUAUCGACUAGACACUACAGAGCUCCUGAAGUCAUAUUAGAGUUAGGAUGGCAACAACCUUGUGAUGUGUGGUCCAUCGGAUGCAUUAUGUUUGAACUUUACCUCGGUAUCACAUUAUUCCAAACGCACGAUAACCGUGAGCACUUGGCUAUGAUGGAACGCAUUCUUGGGCCCAUCCCAUACAGAAUGGGCAGAAAAACACGGACCAAGUAUUUCUACCAUGGUAAAUUGGAUUGGGAUGAGAAGAGCUCGGAUGGGAGAUACGUCAGAGAAAACUGCAAACCUCUUAGAAGUUAUCAAACUAGUUCAGAUGAAGAUCAUCGUCUACUUUUCGAUUUAAUCACAAAGAUGUUGGAAUAUGAACCAGAUCAGCGAAUUACUCUUGGCGAAGCACUAAGACAUCCGUUUUUUGACAAGAUAGCUGCCAUUCACCGACUGGGGGACGAAGCGGUUGGUGAUCUACGAGAACGCUCACACUCCCUUUCGCGGUGAUGUCAAGUAUUCCAAGAAUCUUACAGUGCUGCCGCUUAACUGUACCAUCCCUUGCACCCUCCCUGCCUCAUCAUAGCUCUCAUACAGUCAUGUACAGGAGAAGGAAUUUAACCACAGCAUCAGGAUCCUUGUUUACAAUAACUGACAAUUGAGAGAGAAUCUCAUUUUGGGUUUUUUCAUAGCAAAGUAUUUUUUGCUUCAUUGAACUUGACUACUUUUAUUUUAGACAGGAUAUUGUAUGUACAAGUUUAAUGAAAUCGGAAGAAAGUAGGGUAUAUAUAUAUAUAUAUAUACAUAUAUAUAUUAUAUGAAGAGAUAGUUUGUUGGACUUAUUUUGAUUAAUGAAGUUUGAUAGCUUCAUUAACGAAGACUAUUUCAUCAGCCCCACUAGAUUGUAGCAUCGUAGUUCGUUUCGUAAAGUGGGCUUCGACAUUUGGAAAUGAUAUUCAUUUCCAGUGUGAGCUAUUCAAUGCCUGUGGCAUCGGGAGGGAAACAAGGUAAUUUAAGAAUAAAAAAGAAUUUUACACAUUUGCAUUAAGUUGUAAUUAACUGGUAUGUUUUUAUGGCUAUUGUUUUAAAUAAAUGAGGCUAUUGCAAUGCUGUUUAUUUCUCUGAGUUAAAGAGCAGACAGUUAGGUGAGUCCAAUGUAAUAUAAGAAAAUGUAUAAAUUGAGCCUUGGACAUUAGUGAAAUGUUUUGUAUGUGUUGUGAAUGACUCUUAGCAAGUGAAUUAUUUUGUAUUUUUUUUUAUUUCGUACUAAUACUGUACUUGAAGUUGUCUUUUUUAUCUUGAUGCACAAAACUACUACUAGUGUCAAUUGUUUUUUCCUUUCUUCAGUCUUUCUCGUACUGUGCACUGGUGUGGAGAAAUAAAGAAGAUGUAACUGUGAAUUUUGAAAAUGCAUUUGACACUGUCAGAGAAAGCGGACUCUUCAAUUCAGUGUUUUAGAUAGCAGCUGGAAUUUUACAGGAUUGGUUAAUAACCAUGACAUAGAGGAGAAAUGCUCUACGGAUACAGAUUCGUUUUUAUGUGAUAGUACUUUCAGCUCUGUUGUGAAAAAAGGAAAAAUGCUAAUCAGUCAAACUGGUAAUGUGUACUUACUGGUGCAAAGUGGAAAGUAAAUCUUGAAAAGUCAUUUACUCUUACAAUUGACAAGCAGAAAUGGAGGUUGAUUUGGACAAAUUAGGCGGGGACGAGACUCGCCCUCAUUGUUCAUAUGCUGUAUAAUGUAUAUAUAUUAGUUUUCUGUGAAAAUGUCCCAACCCCCUCCAGAGUUUUAUAUUGUAUGAGUGUAUUUAAGGAUGGAUUUCUUUUUUUUAACUUUUUUUUUCUGGUGAAUCCAAAGGAUUUCAUUGUAACUGGAAUAGCAACUAAAAUCUUUAGGGAUGAGAAUUAGCUUGUGUUGAAGACAAUUGUAGGAUUGUGGGCAUUUCCAAAUAGAGGUUAUUAUCCAACCUUAUAUAUAUAUUGACAGGAUGUAUAGUGAAAGAUUGUUGAUCAUGUUGAGGUAUGAGUGGUGUCGUUAUUGCCAAGGCCAUAAAUUUGUUGCUCUCAAUAAAUAUUUUCAUUUAA
Macrobrachium nipponense is the source of this 4151-nucleotide messenger RNA. RefSeq names its product serine/threonine-protein kinase Doa-like (gene Doa). The coding region runs from base 1149 to 2579 and encodes 476 amino acids. Gene Ontology annotation, cellular component: nucleus. The transcript has 12 exons. Gene Ontology annotation, biological process: protein phosphorylation; regulation of RNA splicing. NCBI's taxonomy places the organism in Eukaryota, Metazoa, Arthropoda, Malacostraca, Decapoda, Palaemonidae. The record is from RefSeq and is a predicted model, not a curated record. Gene Ontology annotation, molecular function: protein serine/threonine kinase activity; ATP binding.